CUUCGAUCUGAUGCUGCUGCACUUUCAAAACAUGCUCCGUAGCGACUACACUCUGCUGGAAGUGGCGAUCAACUUGCAACAAGGCGAAGACGUCCUCGGCCACUUGGUCGAACAUGUCGACGUCAAUCUGUACUCCAAUGGACAAACCCUCCUGCAUCAAGCCAUCGCUGUCGACAACGUGGCCGCAGCGACUCUCCUGCUCCGUUGCGGCGCAGACAUCCAUUGCGAUGACGAGCGCAACGCCACCCCACUCCACCUCGCCAAGUCUGACGACGCUGUCUCGCUUCUUCUUCAACGUGGUGCAUGUGUGAAGCGGCAGCGAUAUGACGGCGCCACCCCUUUGCACAUGUGUGAUUUGCCGACAAUAGCGCACCUCCUCGUUGCACAUGGCGCGAAUGUGCAUGCGAGGACAUUUGGCGGUGACACACCGUUGCAUGGUUGCAAACUGGCGCAGAAAGUGAAGUGCCUAGUGGACGACGGCGGCGCAGACGUGGAAGCGGCCAAUGCCAACAAGCACACGCCAUUGCAUGUGGCGUGUAGCUUUGGUCGCUGGCAGGUCGCCGUGGCUCUCCUCGAGCGCAAUGCGUCGCUCAACUCGUUAGACUACAGCGGACGAACUCCACGAGAUGUCGUCAAAGCCGUCAGGUCCAUCUUUGUGCAGUUGGACACGAGCGACAGGUUGGAUCUCGAUCGGACUCUGGCAACGCUGGACGUUUGGGCUGCUGGGCGACAACGUGGCCACGACAACAAGGUCAUUUACGACCAGCUGGUGUGGCAUUCACUGCGCCCUGUUUGUCGAGGUGUGAAGAAUGCGCUGAUGGAUGCCUUGGCCUUGCCUUUCGAUAUUGUGAACCUCAUUGUGGUGCAGUGGGUGGGGCCGUGGGCUGUGACCGUAGCGUGAGCUAGUGAGAGGAAUAUGUUGGAUGAUCGUUGUGCUACCAAGAGUGGAAUGUCGUAGAGCGGCGGCUGACAUAAAAUAAGAGAAUUACAGCCCUAAAUCUGUCAACGUGUGCCUCUUAGACAUCUUCGUCGUUGGCCCCUUCCUCGCCCGUGAACGAGCUCGAGAAUUUGACGAUGGUGCGACCGAUGGCCCCAAUCCACUCUUCCUUCUGCUUUUCGCUCUCGGCAUGCAUGUAGUACGUGGCCUCAGGCGUCGCCACCUCGAAGCAAUACCGCUUGUUGGUCUUUUCUUCGGCCGAUUUCACAGUGAGGCACUCCGAGAGGUCGAUCACGCCGUGAGGACUCUCUCCUUUAACGCGACAGAAGUAUAACUUGUUUCCCUUCAGCACAAAGUAUCUCGUACGCCACUCCUUCAACCAUACGCUGCGCUUCGUGAGUUCCCCUUCGAAGUCCGGGUUCGAUAGGUCGAAUGUGGUGUCCAUCGUGAACGUCGAUGGAAAAAAUGGCAGUCAUCGAAUCAUGCUCGUAUCCGGAUA
Messenger RNA from Aphanomyces astaci, 1436 nucleotides. RefSeq lists its product as hypothetical. NCBI's taxonomy places the organism in Eukaryota, Oomycota, Saprolegniomycetes, Saprolegniales, Verrucalvaceae. The record is from RefSeq and is a predicted model, not a curated record. The transcript has a single exon. Gene Ontology annotation, molecular function: protein binding. Bases 11 to 901 code for a protein of 296 amino acids.